Messenger RNA from Anopheles moucheti, 1557 nucleotides. RefSeq lists its product as uncharacterized. Lineage: Eukaryota; Metazoa; Arthropoda; Insecta; Diptera; Culicidae. The record is from RefSeq and is a predicted model, not a curated record. Gene Ontology annotation, molecular function: protein binding. The coding region runs from base 1 to 1557 and encodes 518 amino acids. Gene Ontology annotation, cellular component: centrosome. The transcript has 4 exons.
AUGUCAGACACUAAUCUGCUUCGCCUGUCUGCAGCAUGGAGGCAGCUUCCUCACAUGACGACCCCGCUGAAACGCGAGCUUUGGAAUUCUUUCCGUACGUAUAAACCCUCCUUGCAAACGCAGCUGCUCGCCAGCGAAGCUCAGCGAGAAUUGUACGUAGAGCUGAUGUCUUUUACUGGAUGUAAAACGUGUCGCCCAUUUGAUGUGAUGGUUCACGAUGAUACAGAUGACAGCGUACAAGAUCUUCCGAAGAGGUUGUCAACGAUCAUUUUAGAGUUUUUGGUCGAUCGCUUCGAUGGAGGACCCACACCGAAAGCUCUAACCUGUUGUCAGGUGCGUGAUUUUGGAAGUCUUUUAAGCACCGAGUUACCUCUGUUGAAGGUAAUUGAUCUUGAGAAUGAAACCUACUGGAGACGUGUGGUGUGGUGUUACGCGAACGACUCAUUUUCCUAUCACGAGCAAGACGCUCCAACACCAGGACGCUUCUGGAAACAACACGGCAUCGAAUUGAAGCUAGCUCGAAUGAUCGAACAACAGGAUCCUCAGUACUGGGAACUGGAAGGGCUGGAAGAAACUGUCAAAAAUGCUGCGCCAUUUGUCAUUAACCUGUGCAUACAGCAGCUUCGACCGUACCCAACUCUGGAACCGAUAGAAGAUUACGAAGCAUACACCAUUCGUAAUGCUCCGGACGAACUUUGCAAUCAUGGAUCAUUGGCCAUUCUUGGACAUCUAGUCAAUCUAACCUCCUUAUCCUUAGUUAUUGGUGUAAAAAACUGGAUAAAACCCUACCAAAAUCACUAUUCGAACUGUUCGCUAGUCGACAUUGAGAAUCUUGGCCAAGGACUGCAAAAGUUGGAAAAAUUGAAAAAGUUCAACCUUUCCCAUACUCGAUUAAAUGCACAGAAGCUUAAAAUUCUGCUCGAGAUGCUAACUCCACUCAAGCUAGAAACGAUACGCCUCACUCACUGUCAGCUUGCGACUGGUUGUGGUGGUAUUUUGGGACGAUUUCUAAGCCGCUUCCAACCGACACUCACUCAUCUGGACCUCUCGAACAAUCGUCUCGAUGCUCCCGAGCUCGAUCAGCUCUGUCCUGGAUUAAGCGUUUACCAGGGUGUUAUUGACAGACUGGAUUUGUCUUACAAUCCCAUCGGAGAGGCGGGUGUUUUGAUUCUUGGCGGUGCCAUUAAGGGCCGAGCGCAAUUGAGCGAACUGAACUUUGCCGGCUGUCAAAUGGGUGUCGAGGGAUCUUUUCGGGUAAUACAGCUUCUCAGCUUCCAUGUGACACUGCGGAAGGUUUCGUUGAACUGUGUACCGAUUAGUCCCGAGGGUGGCGAGAAACUAAUGCAAAUUUUGCUGGAAAACAUCCACAUAGAGGACGUUCAAGUACGUGACUGCGGUCUCACCGAUGAGAUGCGAGCGAAGAUAAGAAAAAUUUUAAGCAAAAAUGCUGCAAUAAGAGAUCGAUCUCCAUCAGUGAAUGCCGAUUGCACACAUCAGCAAGGUGAACGAACCUUAGCGAGUAUGUUUUUGCUGGAACGUCAAGUCUUUUCGGAAUAA